GCCCACCUCCACCCCACGCCUCUGUUCUACUGUAGGGCUGCCACUUGACUAUAAAGCCCACAUCUCCAGAGGAACACAUAACACUAUCAAUCUCUUUUUUAACAGGGAAAAUGUUUUGGACUAUACUUUUAAUGGUCAGUGGUCUGCUCGCUCUCAUCAUGCUUUACUCUUCCCGCACAAGAAAGAAAAAUGAGCCACCAUUAGUCAAAGGCUUUAUUCCAUGGCUGGGUCAUGCCCUGGAGUUUGGAAAAGAUGCUGCAAAGUUCCUAACACGGAUGAAACAAAAACAUGGUGACAUUUUUACGGUGCGCGUUUGUGGUCAUUACAUCACCGUACUGCUGGACCCUAACUCCUAUGACGCAGUCCUCGAUGACACAGCCUCUCUGGACUUCAGUCGCUAUGCCCAGGUCCUGAAGCAGAGGAUCUUCAACCUGAGACUACCCAAUCACAACCCAGACACAGAGAGGGCCUGGAUGGAACAGCACUUCCAGGGCCCCAGCCUGGCCAGACUAAGCAGCAGCAUGCACCUCCACCUCCAGACCCUGCUAAGAGAAGAGGAGAGGAGCUGUAGCCCAGCAGAGUGGAGGCAGGACGGACUUUUCAGCCUCUGUUACAGCCUGCUCUUCAGGGCUGGGUAUCUCACACUCUUUGGUACAGAGAAAAGCAACAACGUCACUGAACUCACUGCUGUCUACAAAGAGUUCCGCAAGUUCGAUGGUCUUCUCACAAAACUGGCUCGUUCAACCCUUAAGCAAGAGGAGAAGAGGACAGCAAGCCUGUCCCAGGAGCGACUGUGGGAGCUGCUGUCCCCAGCCUGGCUGAGCAGAGGAAAGGGGUCAGAGAGCAUAGAUCAUGGGUCAGACAGCAGCUCCUGGCAGCAGAGUUACCUCAGGCAUCUACAGAGGGAAGGAGUGGACACAGAGAUGCAGAGACGAGCCAUGCUGCUUCAGCUCUGGGCCACCCAGGGUAACGCUGGGCCUGCUGCCUUCUGGCUGCUGGGCUUCCUGCUCACCAACCCUGAGGCCAUGAGAGCAGUGAAGAAGGAGCUCAGAGGCCUGGCUCUGCAGGAGGACGGCUCCCUACAGCACCACCUUCUGGACACACUGGAGCACCACAGCACACCUGUUUUUGACAGUGUUCUGAGCGAGACCCUGCGUCUGACUGCUGCUGCCCUCAUCAACAGAGAGGUGAUCCAGAACACGACCCUUCGUCUGGCCAGUGGACAGGAGUACCACCUCAGACAGGGGGACAGGGUGUGUCUGUUCCCCUUCCUCAGCCCGCAGAUGGACCCUCAGAUACACCACGACCCACAGACAUUUCAAUAUGACCGCUUCCUAAACGCAGACGGGACAGAGAAGAAGAAGUUCUAUAAGGAUGGGGAGAGACUGAAAUAUUACACCAUGCCAUGGGGUGCAGACAAGAACAUGUGUGUUGGGAGACACUUUGCAGUCAGUGGCAUCAAACAGUUUGCGUUCAUGGUCCUCUCCCGGCUGGACCUGGAGCUGUGUGACCCGACUGCCACCGUUCCUCCGGUCAACCCUAGUCGAUAUGGUUUCGGGAUGCUCCAGCCUGACGGAGACCUGGAGGUCCACUACAGACUCAAGACUCUGCACUAGGUCAUGACCCCUGACCCCACACACCAUCCUGAUUUUAGAUUUAAAAGACUCCAAAAAACUGUCAAUUAUUUCAGGUCCAGUACCAUCGUUGGGCCGCGGGUGUAAAGGAUUCAGCAGACUGCUGGCAUUACACAGCUGGAUAAAAGACUACUGUAGCUCUGCUGGAGUCACUUAUAUUGAUAACUUUGACACCUUCUGGAAACAGAAGAUACUCUAUAGGAAUGAUGGAAACCAUCCAAAUCAUCUUGGCUCAUGGACUCUGUCCACGCAUUUCAAGGCUGUGUUGAAACAAUGACUUUUCCUACCGUUAUGACAAUGAGUCGUCAUAAUGCAGCAUCAAAUGUACAUGAUCCUAGGGGCAUUGGCAAACACAAUGUAAGUAAUUUAAUUGAUGUACCCCUAAUUGCACCGAAUACUUAUGUUUAUCCUACAGCUGUUGCAUGCAGUAAUCAUGUGCCUACAAACCAGUUACACUGUUAUCACUGAGGCGGUGUCCCCUAGAAGGAAGACCACUUUGUGCAGCUCACCCUGCACCAUCAGCUACAAUGUAAAUAACAUGAGUAAGUCUACUUCUGAUAAGCUUCUCAAUAAAGCAUUACAAACAAUCAAGCGACCCAGAAAAUUGCUAAAAAAAAGCCCAUAUUAACAUAUGUAGCCUAAGAAACAAGGUCCAUGAAGUGAUCUUGCUUGUAACAGAUGACAUUCAUAUUCUGACUAUCUCUGAAACUCACUUAGACCUUUGAUGAUACAGUGGUAGCACUACAUGGUUACAACAUCUACCAAAAAUACAGAAAUGCCAACGGAGGCAGUGUUGCCGUGUCUAUAUUCAGAACCACAUUCCUGUAAAGCUUAGACAUGAUCUAAUGUUAAAUACUGUUGAAGUAAUAUGGCUACAGGAUAAUUUCCCUCACCUAAAUCCCAUUCUUGUGGGAAGCUGCUAUAGAUCACCAAGUAAUAACUGUCAGUAUCUGGUUAAUAUGUGUGAAAUGCUUGAUAAUGUAUGUGAUAUGAAUAGGGAGGUAUAUUUUGUUGGGUGAUUUAAAUAUUGAAUGGCUAUCAUCAAGCUGCUCACUCAAUAAAAACGUCAAACUGUAACCAGUGUCUGCAACCUGGUUCAGAUUGUCAGUCAACCUACCA
Messenger RNA from Oncorhynchus mykiss (rainbow trout), 2753 nucleotides. RefSeq names its product prostacyclin synthase. Gene Ontology annotation, molecular function: iron ion binding; oxidoreductase activity, acting on paired donors, with incorporation or reduction of molecular oxygen; heme binding. Gene Ontology annotation, biological process: prostaglandin biosynthetic process. NCBI's taxonomy places the organism in Eukaryota, Metazoa, Chordata, Actinopteri, Salmoniformes, Salmonidae. The record is from RefSeq and is a predicted model, not a curated record.